CAGGAACUACUGCACGGAGGACAGGCGGGGGCCAGCGAAUUUGUGUUCCUUGAUCACCACAAGAAGAGCCACGUGGUUGAUCAUUUUAUUUUGAUACGAAGAAGUCUUCCUCGGACUCGAUGGCUUCAAAACGGAAAAGCCAUUUUUAGGAAUUGUAAAGCAGCUACCUGAUCGUGAUCCUGACGGACGUGUGUAUUUUUUGAAUCGUGAUAAGUGUGAAGAAUUGAAUUAUAGUACAGUUCAUUGAUCACGUCGACGACAUCGCCCCGCGCGUGCGAGCUCGAAGAUCUUCCCGUGUUAGUGGAGUAAAACACUUUUGACUGCAGCAUUCAGAAGCAAAAUCUAAAAAAUUGACUCUCAUUCACGCAGUUGUACUAGACAAAAAGACAGAUCAGCAUGCCUAAAGAUCUUCUUGACGCCAGCGUAUUUUUUUUAUUUUUUUGUGUCCACUGUUGCAACAGAUAGAGAUUCUGAUGUGAUUGAGAAAAAGAACUACAACUUCGAAAAACGAAACAAGAAGAAGGAUUAGAAGCGAUACUUUUGUGAGAUCAUCUUCAAACUACCUCCGAACACGAAAUUUGGAAAAAAACGUGGAAAUGGCCAAGCGUGCUCAGAUCAUCACGCUCAUGCAUAGAAGUUUCAAUGACCUCCUACUCUGGUGAAGCUGUAAGCUCCUGCUCACGUCGAUCUGGUUUUUACUUAGAUCUCUCUUCAAUUUUUAGGUUUUCCUUUCACUACUUCAACUUUUUUUUGCCAUAUGUCAAAGAAACCUCCAUAGUCGCAAUCAUCCAAAUUUAUCAUCACAGAGUUUGAGUUUCAGUUAAGUCGUAUUCUAAUUUUGUUUCACCGUCGUUUCGCGACCAAUUUAUCCUCGAAUUACUAGAAGAUAUAGCUGCAACAUUCUUCGCCCUUGGAAGAGAUCAUUUUUACCUUGCACGCGACAUUAUUUGAAGCACAGUUUAUCCUUAUUUGCUCCCCGUUUCUUCUUCACCCAAACUCCUUUCAAAAUGACGAUCGAUAUCAAUCUCCUCCGCGAAAACAAGGGCGGUGACCCGGAGAAGGUUCGGGAAAGUGAGCGCCGCCGGUUCCGGGACCCGAAAACGUAUCAACCGCAAAUAUGUCUGGGCCUGGAAGAGUGGAGCUUUGUCAUGCACGUUUUGCAUGAGCGAUGACAUCUGUGACGUAUUUUUUGCAUCACAGAUUUUAAUAGGGCAUCUUGAUGCCGAUUCCGCAUGACAAAUGCCCUCUCCGCUUAGCAAAAAAUGGCCUCCUUUUGCUGCUCAUGCAACACAGAUUUUUCUAGAAUCCAAAUGCAGCAUCACAAGUUGCACUCUUCCAGAUCCAGACAUAUUUGCAGUUCAUAAAACGGUCGAUGAGGUGAUUGCCUUGGAUAAGGCUUGGGUGGCGAAGCAGUAUGAUAUGGAGCAGAAGAAGAAAGAGGUAAGAAAAUUAUAUGCGGCGACUUUAGAAGAUGCUGGUAUAUGGUGCAUGAUAACAAGCAUCACAGAUUUUUGCCUAUGUAUGGUUUAGGUUUUCUUUAUUCAAAGUAUAAUGGAUCACGAUCAUAUUUCUCAACCCGCAUGGCAAAUUCAAGAAGAUACGGUGGAAGUACUUACUAGAUCGCAGUUAUUAUGCAGCUAUUGCUAUGGUUGUAUCAUCUAGAUUUUCCCCACGACAAAGAAAACCCCUGUUCAGAUGAACGCCGUGCAGAAGAAGAUUGGCGAGAAGAAGAAAGCCUCGGGCGGGAAGGACAAAUGCGAAGAGGAAAUGGCAGAAAAGGGAAAACUAGAAGAGGCCGUGAAACAGCUGGAACAGGAAGCAGGAGAAUUGCACAAAAAGCGGGACGAAACCUUGGCAAAAAUCGGCAACAUAUCAAAUGCAAAAAUGUCUGGGUCUGGAAGGUUGAAGCUUGUGAUUCUAACUUUAGACUCUAAAAAGAUCUGUAUUGCAUGAUCUAUCAGCGAGGCGAGUCGAGUUUGUGCUACGCGGAGAGGGCAUUUGUCAUGCGGAAUACAUAGGCAUCAGGAAGCCCUCUAAAAAUCUGUGACGCUAGGUCAUGCAUUACAGACAUCCUGGGUCAUGAAAAGGAUGCAUGACAAACCCGGCAACAUUCCAGACCCGGACACUUUUGCACUUGAUACAACAUUCUCGACGAUAGCGUUCCGGUUAGUCAGGAUGAGGAUAAGGACAACGAGGUGGUGGCUUUGUGGGGAAAGAUCCCGACGUUUGACGCCAAGUACUGAUUUUUGAACAGCACAUGAUCUUUUCCAUUUCAGCAUGACAGAAUUGGUUUUAAUUACUGAGUACUGCUCCAGAUAGAAGUUCAUUCGCAUCACAGAGUCAGGCGCAGCAACUACGCCGGAAGAUGAUGUCGCAUAAUUUUGUCAUAACAUGAUCCUCCUGCAUGCCAAGUAACUUGUUCCGCAGCCACAACAAAACCUUUACAAAAAUCCCAGGUACCAAACCGACGGCUUCCGUCCGCAUUUCGAGCUCAUUGAGAUGAUUGGCGGAAUUAACUUCGAAGCUGGGCGGGAUGUUUUUGGUUCAAGAGGAUACUUAUGAAUUGCAAAAGCAUCGUACUAGUACUAAUCGCAUUACAAAUUUUAUCAGCAUGACACAUGGAAUUUCUGAUGCUGAUUUACCUUGAAAAAGAGAUUUGUCAUGCAUAAAUGCGAUUACUACGAGUGCGCUACUUUUGCAGAGGAUAAUACUUUCUCACGGGACCGGCAGUCUUGCUCAAUCAGGCGCUGAUUAACUACGGACUGGCGUUUCUGAUGCGGGAAGGUAUGAUUUGAGUGUGCUACUAUAAGAAUAAGUACACAACUUGUCAUGCGCCAUCCAGCAAUUGCAAUUCCAAUUGACAUUCAAUUUUCGCAUGACAAUCCUAACCAUAACCAUUAUCAGGCUACACCCCCGUCCAGCCGCCGUUCAUGAUGAAAAAGGACGUGAUGGCCCAGGCGGCGGAAUUGAAAGACUACGACGACGUGCUCUACAAAGUUACCGAGGGCGAGGAGCACCCCGAGCUCGACCGAUACUUAAUCGCGACGUCGGAACAGCCGAUCACCGCUUUGUACCGAAACAAGGUCAUCGACAUGAAGGAGCUCCGCCCCCCGGCGAACACGGCCGCGACGCACGGCGGGCACGGCGAGGGAACAGUGGAUUUGAACCCGGACAGCAGUAAGUACGGGAUCCGUUUUGCCGGUGUGUCGUCCUGUUUCCGGAAAGAAGCGGGUUCCAGUGGCCGGGACAUCCGUGGGAUCUUUCGGUGCCACCAGUUUGAAAAAGUGGAACAGUUCUGCAUUGUAGAUGAGGACAAGUCGAAGGAAGAGCACGUGAAAAUCUCCAAAGUUGCGGAGAGAUUUUACCAGUCGUUAGGGUUUCCGUACCGGGUGGUGAAUAUUGUGUCUGGGGAGAUUAACGACGCCGCGAGCAAAAAGUAAUUUUACGUUUCAUAGAUAGUAGCACUCUGUUACUGUUUGAGACUUGUCAUGCACAAAGCGCAAUUUCAGUUUCAGUCUGUCAUGCAUAUGGUGCACAAGUUGUAAAGUUCGUACAAAUUUUUAUCACAGGUUCGAUCUCGAGGCCUGGUUUCCGGGUGACGCCGACGGCAAAGGGCAGUACCGCGAGCUGGUUUCCGCGUCGAACUGCUUGGACUUCCAGAGUAGAAGAAUGGACACAAGGGCGGGGCACGGAACGGAUCAGCAGUUUCCCCACAUGCUGAAUUCGACACUGUAUCAAAUGCAAAAAUGUCUGGGUCUGGAAGGUUGGAGCUUGUGAUGCUAACUUUGGACUGUAAAAAAAUCUGUAUUGCACGAUCAGCAAGAGGAGUCUAGUUUGUGCUACGCGGGGAGGGCAUUUGUCAUGCGGAAUAGGCAUCAGGAAGCUCUUUCAAAAUCUGUGAUGCUAGGUCAUGCAUUACAGACACUCUGGGUCAUGCAAAAUAUGCAUGACAAACCCGGCAACAUUCCAGACCCAGACACUUUUGCAUUUGAUACACUGGUGGCGACCCAGCGGUGCAUGUGCUGUCUCUUGGAAAACUACCAGACCAAGGAAGGUAUAGAUACUGACCGCUUGCUUAUAAUUUCGAAGAAGAUGCUGGUAAUGGUUGUCAUGCAUAGUCUCCGUGAUUUUUUCGAUUUGUCAUGCAAAAUCGCUUAUAAUGCACUCCUUUGUCAACAUGCAAAAACGAAAACGUAACAAAAGGUGUUCGCGUCCCGCGGGUGCUCGUCCCCUACAUGGCCGGUAUGGAGUUCAUUCCGUUCGUCAAACCACCACCCAAGGAUGAGGAGAAGGCGAAGAAGAAGAAAUAAAAAAGAAAAACCUCUUCGGUGCAUCGCUUGAUGACCUUGAGCUGCAGCAGGUUCUGAUUCUGAAACUAGACCGCAUGACAGAUUUCCAACACAGGAGAAUCGGACGUUGGGAAACAAGUGCUGGUGCACAACUACGAGGACUUUUUUGGACUCACACGACCACACCUCCUUGACGAACCUGAAUUACUGUUGAGCUUGAUCAUCUACAGUGGCAGUUGUAACGCUUCCGGGGAGCGGGAAGAUGUUGUUGCCUCCACGACCUCUAUCUAGUGACGCAACUACAGCACCAUCCUCGGCAUCCAAGAUGAACACCAGAAAUAAGCACAACUAACGAUUCAUGGACGAUGAUUUUUCGAAAAAUCAUCCCCUACUAGUACUAAUACUAAAUACUUACCCGUAGUUCGACGGCCGCAUGGUAAUAUGACGCAUCAACGCUAAAGCUGACGAAACCAGAAACAACGUUGAAUUCGAAUUGAUUUUGUUUUUGCGCAAACAAAAAACAUCUACUUCAAACACGACUUGUAAGUACGAC
Molecule: messenger RNA, 4842 nt
Organism: Amoebophrya sp. A120
Lineage: Eukaryota; Dinophyceae; Syndiniales; Amoebophryaceae
Source: the annotation of a GenBank genome assembly